AUGGAACUGCCAGGCAUGGACCCUAAGCUCCUCAACCUCAGAAACGGCACUCCAGAUAUUGAUCUUUGCAAGCGCCUCGUCAAGAUAGACCUCUACUCGAUGCCAGAGAGCGCGUCCACCAGAGUAGAUCCUUGGCAUUGUGCCCCAGACGCACUAGACGCACUCGCCGAUGAAUGCGAACCGACGCCCAAAUCAGAUGACGACAACGAGCAGGAGAACACGCCAUCUUCGUGCAUCCAGUCUCUUCCUCCAGAGCUUCUCCGCCUCAUCUUCUCCCAAUUCAUAGGCGAUCGCUGCCUCGGACUCGUGCAUACCGACCCUAUUUGGACGCUACUCAAGGUCUGCCGCAUCUGGCGCGGUGUUGCGCACGAACUGCCCACCCUCUGGAACAGGAUAGACACAUACACACCUGCGAGGGCGACAUUCGCGUCUAGGAACCCAUCCAAAUCCAUAGACCGCAUGUUGGAGGCACGCCUCACGCUCGACGCCUACCUUGCCCGCUCGCACGAUCAGCCACUCGAUCUGCGGAUCUCUCUUCAUCCCUGGGACGGUUGGGAGCACAUACUGAAGCGACUAUGGGCCGAGCGUCACCGAUGGGAGAGCGUCACGUUCUUGGGCGUCGGGUUGAAGAUGCUGCAAGACGUGAUGAGGGAUGGUGACGAUGCAGGUUUCCCCAUGCUUCAGCAAUUCAACUGGCUCGUGUCUUCGUCCAACGAUAUCACCGCCCGCCUGCCAUUUCUCCCUGCGCCCAACCUGCACCGCUUAACCCUCGCAGGAGAGGUGCGGCCCUCUCGCCUGGCCCUCCCAUGGUCGCAGAUCACCCACUACGCCGGACCCGGGAUCUCCUGCCGCAACACCCUUAUCCUCUCCCUCAUGCCCAAUCUAGAGGUUUGCGCCCUCCAGGGCAACGGCAUGCGCCACGGUACCGAGGACCUCGAGGUGCACGAGCUCCCCCGCCUGCGCGUCCUCGGCCUCGCGUGGCACCACCCGCACACCUGCCUCCCCUUCAUCGUCGCACCCGCGCUCGAGAAGGUCAUCGUAACCGCGCCCGAGUUCACGCUCCCAGGCUCGCUGUUCUCCUUCAUCCAGCGCUCGGGCGGCGCGAACGUGACGACGCUGAGCGUGUACUAUGACAUGAGCCCGGUGUCGACGUUCAAUAUCAUCCAGGCGUGCCCAAAUCUGCGCACGCUCGUCUUGCGGCAGUCGCCCGAGUUCGCGUUGCUCGCUACGCUGGUGGAGGAUUCGGUCAUGCAUCUGUUCAGUCUUCUGGCGGAUGCCCGGCCCGCGUUGCUAUCUGGACUCGAGGUCCUCAAGAUAGCCCCGGCUCCGGUGCUGUCUGACGAAGACGAGGAAGAAGAGAUAGCGCGCGCGAUGCAUCUCGCAGGACAUCUCGCGUCCCUAGAACCCCGUCAUCUACAGAACGUCGAGCUGUACGUCGGGGACGUCAAGGGCACGCGCUACUACCUCGACGAAGUGUACAAGGACCUGGCAGCACGCGCUAAUGUGACGGUGCACGCUACUGCUGAGCUACGAUUUUCGGACGACUUUGAGGAAUUGUCUUCGGGUCUCAUGUGGAAGGAUCAGUGA
Molecule: messenger RNA, 1587 nt
Organism: Schizophyllum commune H4-8
Lineage: Eukaryota; Fungi; Basidiomycota; Agaricomycetes; Agaricales; Schizophyllaceae
Exons: 3
Coding region: 1-1587 (528 amino acids)
Molecular function (GO): protein binding
Source: RefSeq, a predicted model, not a curated record